UGAGCAGCAGCAGCAGCAGCUCACGUACCAGCGUUCUGGUACCGGACUACAUCCCACUGACGUCUGAAUUAUGCUGAAGAGAACUUGAAUUAAACUGAUAAUAAUCUCUCAGCUGGGAAAAGGGUUUUUAAGAGCAUCGAUGGACAGCGUGUUCCUGCAGCAGCCGGUCCGUCCUCAUCCUGAGGACGAGCUUUCAGGGAUGGCGCCUCGCAGCGGCUCUGAGAGACACCUGAGGUUUGUUUGUGAGCUCCAGCCCGGACCCGGACCCGGACCCGGACCCGGACCAGGACCCGGACCAGGACCCGGACCUCCGGAGACGAACCCUGAGUCGGUGUCGGUCGUCCUGCCGCCGCAGUGCAGCGUCUACCAGCUGCGGCUGCACAUCUGCAUGCAGGCUCAGGAACAAAACUGGCACCCAGAUCCAUUUGCUCUCCUUGAUCCCAAGAGAUACACCCUGCUGUACGCCAGAGAGGAUGACUGGUACGAGGCCUACGACGACUGCCAGAUCAUCCGGACGUUGGACAUCCCCUGGUCCACCGACGACUCCAACUGUCUGCUGGCGAACAUCGUUGUAAAGCCGCUGGUGGAGGUUGAUUCGGAGGAGAAGACGCGGCAACGGCAGUGGCUGACCUACCUGAUUGGACACGACCUGGAGACGGAGGCGACCGACAGACUGGGCGAGCUAACGUUCACCCGCAGGAAGCUGGCGUCUCCGAGGAGACUCGAGCUGAAGAGUCGUGACGAUACGCUGUACGCCACGGAGCCCUGGGUGACGACGGCUCCGGUCCCUGAGGACCUCCAGGACUGGCUGACCAGGACGAUUCCCAUCACCUUCCACUACGUUAGCAAGCUCAGCUUCAGCAUAGAGGUCGACUUCAACGUAACGCCGGACGUUCUUCUCAAAGUCUUCAGAAGGGUGAUGGUCGACCAAGGGCUUGAAUGCGACUCCUCUGAGGACCUGGUGCUGAAGGUUUCGGGGAGGGAGGAGUUUUUAUCCGGAGAGCACACCCUAAUGGACUUCCUGUGGGUGCGACAGUGUCUGACGACCAACCAGGAUCUCCACGUCUCUGUGGUUCCCGUCUCGCACCUCGCGGCGGAGACCGUCCUGCUUCUGGACUGGCCGCUCGUCGACGGUUUCAGCGGGCAGUUCAGUUCCCACGACGACCUCAGCCUCCAAGGGAAGGACCUGGACGACAUUUUCAUGAUAUCCUUGUGGGACUGCGACAGGAAGUUCAGGGUCAAACUGCUCGGCUUCGAUAUCCCAAAUCUGCCGGGCAAAUGUCCCCAGUCCGUCUACGUCGAAGCGUCCAUACUUUACGGAAACAAGACCCUCGCCUCCGUGUCCUCCACCCCCAAACCUUUCGCCGAUGAGGUCUUAUGGAAUGAGUGGCUGGAAUUUGACGUCCUCCUUUGGGAUCUGCCCCGCGGAGUCAAGCUGGGCCUCACUAUUAACGCCAGCACCAGCGACGUCUCCCCAACCACCAAAGACCCAAAGCCACAAGCAGCUAGAGACACGAAGGCUUCACCUACCAGGUCCAUGAAAGACCCAAAGCCGCCAGCGCCUUCGGGCACCAAGGCAGCAGACCCGCAGAAGGGGAAAGGGAAGGUCCUCUACUUCAUCAAUCUCCUGCUCAUAGAUCACAGAUCUGUGCUCAGCCAGGGCCCCCACACCCUGCACAUGUGGUGCUACCCCGACCAGGACGAGGAGGCCAUCACCUACCAGGCGGACAAGCUGUCCUCUGCAACCAACCCGGACGUCUCUGAGUCCAUGGCCGUCAGCAUCCUGCUGGACCAGUACAGCUACCCGGUGGUUCUCCCCAACACCUGCUGCCCCAACGACGGCUCUGACAGCCCCGUACAGGACUCUCCCUCGGCCGGCUCUGAUGUCCCUGCCGGUGUCCCUUACUCUUCUUCACCACCUUCCACCUUCUCCAAGCCCAAUGUGUGGGGGAAAACCCUCCAGGCUCCGUCGGCCAACGCGGUGACGCUCAGGUCCCAGUCUCCCGUCUUCAACACAAAGAGGCAUUGCCUGCAAAGGUUCCGGGAGGAGAGCGUCCACUACGCGUCCAACCUGCCCCAGUUCCUGCGCAGCGUGGACUGGAUGAACCGGCGGGUGGUGGACGAGGUGCACUGGCUGCUGGGACACUGGGAUCCUGCAGAGCUGGACGUGACCGUGGCCCUGGAGCUGCUGAGCAUGGACUUCGCCGACGAGACGGUCCGGAGGCUGGCAGUGCAGCGGCUGGAGGAGCUGUCCAACGACGACGUGCUCAAGUAUCUACUGCAGCUGGUGCAGACCCUGAAAGUGGAACCUUACCACGACAGUUUCCUCGCUCGGUUCCUAAUCCAAAGAGCUCUCCGGAGCAAGCGGAUCGGCCACUUCUUCUUCUGGUACGUGCGCAGCGAGGUGGCCGGCUGCCCGUUCUUCCGGCAGCGCAUGGCGGUGAUCCUGGAGGCCUACCUGCUGGGCUGCGGCCAGGCCAUGGUGGACGGCUUCACCCUGCAGGUCCAGACCGUGGAGGCCCUGCAGGAAGUGGCCGCUCACAUCAAGAGGCUCUACCCCGACAACCUCUCCUCUUCAGCCCCCCUGCAGCUGCAGGAGCUGCUGAGGAACAGUAACCUGCCCAACGAGUUCCUGCUGCCCCUGGACCCCCGUAUGAAAGUGGGCUCAAUCCUGCUGGAGAAGUGCAAAGUGAUGGCCAGCAAGAAGAAGCCUCUGUGGCUGGAGUUCAGUCCUAUGCCGUCCCCCACCUCCCCCCCACCCGUGGGCGUCAUCUUCAAGCAGGGGGACGACCUCCGGCAGGACAUGCUGGUCAUCCAGACUCUGGCGGUGAUGGACUCCAUCUGGAAGCAGAAGUCUCUGGACCUCAACCUGAUUCCUUACGGCUGCAUCUCCACGGGACACAACCAAGGAAUGAUCGAGGUCGUGAGGAACGCAGCGACCAUCGCAGCGGUCCAGAGGAGCCAUGGAGGAACGACGGGAGCCUUCAGGAACGAUGCUCUGUUUGAGUGGCUCAAGUCCAAGGGUCCGCUGCAGGAAAUACACUACAAGACCGUGGAGAAGUUUGUGAAGUCGUGCGCCGGCUACUGCGUGGCCACGUACGUGCUGGGCAUCGGAGACCGGCACAACGACAACAUCAUGAUCACGGACCAGGGGAACUUGUUCCACAUCGACUUCGGCCACAUCCUGGGAAACAGGAAGCACUUCCUGGGGGUGAACAGGGAGCGCGUGCCGUUCGUCCUCACGCCCGACUUCCUGUACGUCAUGGGCCGGGUCAAAGGUCGCAACAGCCUCUACUUCCAGCGGUUCCGGGACACGUGCAGCCAGGCCUACCUGCUGCUGCGUUCCCACUCCCGCCUGCUGGUGACGCUGUUCUCCCUCAUGCUGCUGACGGGGAUCCCGGAGCUCAGCGCCGCCGAGGACCUGCUCUACCUGCGGGAGGCGCUGCAGCAGGAGCAGACGGAGGCCGAGGCCAAGGAGCACUUCCUGCAGCAGAUCUCCGAGUGUGAGAGGCUGGGCUGGACCGUGCAGGCCAACUGGUGGAUCCACAUGAUGGCAGGAAUCCGGUAGCCUCCAGCCUCGGCCCGAGUGCAGAGGCUGCAGACGGACACUUCCUCCCUAAAAGAUCCACUCCGACGUUACAUUGACUUGUCUACCAGAAUCAUAAGAAUUAAUCAUCGUCUAUGUCUUAAAAUCAUCCUGUUUUCCUUUGUUCUGUUUCAUUUCUGCAUCGAGACGUCUGAUUCAAGACUCAAGAUUCUCUUUAUUGUCAUUGUAACAAGUGCAACGAAAGGUAGGGUGCAGGCCUUCAGUACAACAAAAAACAGAGUGCAAUAUUAACAAUAAAUAUAUAAAACAAUAUGAAAACAAUAUAAAAACAACUGUUGUGCCACAGCGGGUUAGCUUGGCUGAUCAGUUAUCGAAGGGUUAUUAAUAAUUUUAUUAAUAAUUAUUAAUAAUUAAUAAAGUCAACUAUUUAUCAAAUUGAAUGACCAAUAUGAUAAAUAAAAUCAUCGGGGCACCACCCUGGGCCUUAAUCCAGGGAAAUGAUAACUUUUAACAGCAGAAAAUCAGUCUCAAAAUAGGGAUUAUCCACCAGAACACAGUAAGAGCUGUUAUUACUGGUGAAUAAUGUUGAAGGCGUGCAGUUCGAGCACUGGCUCUGUUCAAACAAUCAGUUGUGACCAAAAUUGCAUGAAACAACAACAACCACUCAUUAAAAAUCAAUCAGAAUGUAUUUACAUACGGGUAUCAAAGCAGGUGUAAAUAAAUACCCAAAUAAAUCCUGAUGGCACACUACAUUAUUAUAAAACCAUUAAUUAACCAGAAAACAUCAAUAGAAAUGAAAUGAAACUUAAAUGCAUGGAAUGAAAAAGAAAUCAAAGCAAUAAUAAAGAUGAUAAAGAACAUCUACAGUUCAAGCAUUUAAAGCUGGCGGGGCUUCUGUGGUAUUUAAAGAUGGCGGAGCCCCCUUUGGGCCACGUGCGAUCAGACCAGAUGGCAAACGCAGCAUUUAAAACGUGCCUACGGCAGAAAACAACGAAUACCAAAUAAUCAACACGAUAAUGAUAACAAUGAUGAUGGUGUAUGCGGUAAUCUCAGUUCGGAACACAGAUUUAGCUCUGAAACGCUCCAAGUUACUGAUAACCAGGGCUCACGACUUCACACUCAGUUCUGAACCGCUCUUAAGUCCUACUGAUCACCAGGACUCAUGAGCUCACGUCUCCUCGGGAUCCGGAUCGGGUGCCUGCGGGCUUUGUCGACUGGGGUCGCGGUCCUGCUGGGGAACUUCCCAGUCAGUCUCUCGCGUCCCGUCCCUUCCCCUGAAACGGAUUAGACAGCGGCGGGGCCGCCUCGUGCCGGGCGUUGCUUCCGGACCAAGGGAGGCUCUCACGCAUUCCUAGGCGCGGCGGGGGACCGGUCAUUCGUUGCCGUGCGUCCCUGCUCGCCGGUCGCCGACGCGCGGCCGUCCGGGCCCCGGGAAAGCUCACAACCGGGCGAGAUGCCGGCCGUCCGCUGUUGUGCAACUCAGGUAGCUUGGCUGAUUAGUUAUCGAAGGGUUAUUAAUAAUUUUAUUAAUAAUUAAUAAAGUUGACUAUUUACCAAAUUGAAUGAUCAAUAUGAUAAAUAAAAUCCUCGGGGCACCACCCUAGGCCUUAAUCUAGGGAAAUGAUAACUUUUAACAGCAGAAAAUCAGUCUCAAUAUGAUUUGAAUUAUCCUGCAGAACAGCAAAUCUUACUAUAUCUUACAGAAUAACAAUGAAGGCGUGAUAUCCGAACACUAGGCUCUGCUUAAACAAAUCAACUUGUGACCAAAUCUUGCAUGAAAUAACAACAACCACUCAUUAAAAAUCAAUCAGGAUUUAUUUACAUACAGGUGUCAAAAGAUGAUAAAUGGAUACCCAAUAAAUCCCGAUGGCAGAACUUAAGUAUUAUAAAAACAAUUAAUUAACUAGAAAAACAUCAAUAGAAAAAUAUGACAUGAAAGUUAAAUGCAUGGAAUGAAAAAAAGAAAUCAAAGCAAUAAUAAAAAUGAUAUCACGAACAUGUACAGUUUAAAAUAUUGCAGUGUUUAGAGGGUCGUAUUUUAAAGAUGGCGGAACCCUCUUUAAGCCACGUGCAAAUCUAGACCGGAUGUUACUCCCGGUGUUUUAAACGUGACUACGGCAGAAAACAGCGCUUUAAAACAUGAAUGACUAGCAGAAAGUAGUGACUACAAAUUAAUGAAAACAGUCCUUAUAAUGAUGCUGAUGUAAUCUCAGCUCUGAACACAGAUUUAGCUCUGUAACACUCCCAGUUAAACUCAUACACCCAGGUCUCAAAACCUCACGCCUCCUCCGGUCUCCGGGUGCCGAUCAGGGGUUCCUGCCGGGUCUUUGGUCGGAGUCCGAUCCAAGAGAGUCCUCCCGCCUCUCCCGCUCCUCCUCCUGACUCUGGAAUCACGAGAGGACGGGGGUACAGCUGAAGCAGCCGGCGCUCCAGCCCCGGUCCGGAGGCUAUCACGUCGUCUCGGGGGCGCGCGGGGCCAGUCUACUUCUUCUGAGUGCUGGUGCCCGUCGGCCUGAGCGCGUGGCCACGGGACGGGCGGCGGGAUGCGUCUCGGUUCUGCGCGGGGCAGGCUGUCCACAGGUCCUUUCAGGUGAAGUUUAAGAGCAGAGGAACGGGUCUCACCCUGGGCCGGGGCCGAGCUUCGAAGCGGCUUCCCCCCCCUUUCCAGCUCCCAGGGACCGGGGAUACGUGAAGCAGGACUCUGGAUGAAAAGUUGAGACCGAGAGCUGAUGGGGGCGGCUCCGCGCACCGCGGCUUCAACGGGCUGCAGGUCCAACGGAGCGGCCCGAUGGGGGCCUUACACCUCCCCCCAGCCGGGGAGAGAACGGAAGAUGGGAUCUUGGCCCAGAGCCAAACGAUCCAGCUCGGAUGAGAUCUAGUGGAGAAGGAAAGAGAUGCAGCCGGCGCUGUCUGCGCCGCGGGCCCUCGCUGAUCCGCCGGCCAGACCACGCCGCAGAUCCCCCCCUUUGGGGGGGGGAAGGCCGUGGUCCCUUUGGCCCGGAGCCAAAGGUGCACGAACUGACCCACUGGUUGAUGAAAGAAAAAAGAGAGCGAUGAACGCGCAGCGUUGCGUUUUGAUCCUACGCGCGCUGCGGUGACGUCAUCGGUGCCUCAUUGCGAUUGGAUGCGCGCCGCUUGUAGGCGCCACCCCCCCCCACGCAAGGCAUGCUGGGGGUUGUAGUUCCUGGCCAGGCUGCCAUUUUUGGAGGCACAUUACAGCCGAUUUUCAGCUGAGUCAUUUCAAAGUUGAAUGUACACAUUCACAAAAUGUAAACAUACAUUUAUAAGUUCAGAGUUCACAUGGCCAAAUGGGUGAGCACAACACCGCCCAGGAAACCGUCCCGAUUCCUGCGCGAUCAGUAAACAGGGGCUCGGACGGGGAAAGGGGCUUCAGUCGGAGCGUUCAGUCGCAGCGGUGUCCCAAUCUGAUGGCCGGGAGCGCGUGGGCGUCGUGAGCUCGGAUCUGUAAAACUUAAACAGGACAGAGUUAAGUGGGAGCCGGAGGGAUCCUCCGGGGAUCGCGGCUCCGUGGACCGCAGGUCCAACCGGCGGGCUCGAUCCGAUGCGGGCCUCACGCCUCCCCCCAGCCGGCGGGAGAAAAGGAGAUGGGAUCUUGGCCCGGAGCCAAAGAUCCAGCUCCGAUGAAAGGUGGUGUGGAAGAGAGCGAAUGGGCGUCAGGCUGCUCAUCUUUAUAGUCUUUUUGGGGCGGGACUGGCCAGCAGGCAGUGCCCCCCUUUUUUUUGGUCGUGCAGAGGCCUGGCUUUGUGCUCCGCUGCGUCCGACCCCCCCCCAGGUGUCAUAAACCCCAGGGAGUCUGUUCUCUGGCAGGAACCCUGUUGGUUUCUGGGGUUCCAUUGUGUUUGACCCCCUUUAGGUGUCAUAAACCUUAGUCCUGGCUCCGGGGGACUUUCUCUGCUUGCUUUGAUCUGGGGCCGUGCAGCGGGGGUCAUAAGCGGACCAUCUCGAGCCAGGCCGCGGGGGUCAUAAACUGGCCAGGAAGUUAGCAGCAGGGGCGGUAAAACUCUUGCUUUCAGGAAGAAGGCCGACGUCUGGCUUUCACCGGAAUUUGAUGAUCAUGAAAUGUUCAUCCGAUCGCACAUGUCAUGAAUUCAUCGUCAUAUGUUCACAUGGGCGGUAGCCCAACACAACAAUAUAAAAAGAAUAUAAAAACAAUAUACAGAAUGUUUGAGGCAUUUAUGGCUCUGACAGUGGUUGGGAAAAAGCUGUUUUUCAGUCUGUUUGUCCUGGAUUUGAUGGCCCUGUAGCGUCUUCCUGACGGCAGUGGCUCAAACAGGUAGUGGCCCGGGUGGGAUGAGUCCUCCAUGAUGGUGUUGGCUCUCCUGAGGCAGUAAGAGCCGUGAAGGUCCACAAGUGUGGGGAGAGGGUUAGCACCCUAGGACCUUCUCAGCCAUUCUGGUGACCCCCUGGAGCUAAGUCCUUUUAGCCACUGUGCAGCUAAACCAUGAGCAGAGGCAGCAGGUGAGGAUGCUCUCCAUGGUGGAGCGGUAAAAAGACACGAGCAGCCUGAGGAUUAUCAGGAAGUGGAGUCUCUGUUGUGCCUUUUUUACCACCUGUGUGGUGUUCUCGUUCCAGGUCAGUUUAUCCUCUAGUUCAGUGUCUCCCAACCUGGGGUCCGCACCCCCCCUGGGGGGGCGCCAGAGAUCUCUGGGGGGGCGCAAAACUUCGUAAUAACACACAUAAUGGAAUACAGUAACCCGUGAUAGGUGAAAUCCGCGAAGUAGCAACCUUUUUUUUUUUUUUUAUUACAAUUAUUAUACAAGGCUUCAAAUAGCGGAGAUCAGAACGGGAGAAAAUGAAAAAUGAUUAUGAAAAAAAAAUACAAUAAGUAUAGUAGGACAGAAUGUCCGUCUUUGAAUAAUUUUUGUUUUUUGUCGAGAUAUUCAACACUUAAUCAUACUACUACUCCGACAGGUUGUUAAAGGCAAAAUGUUUUUGCUCUCAUAUUAAUUUUUCAGAAAUAUUUUUAUGUCCUUGCAAUUAUUUUUUGUGCAUAUUUUAUACAUUGGUGACACAAAAUGAAGGCAAGGAAAACAAAGUCGUAUGUAUACAGGGUAAACCAAAGAGAAAAGUAUCAAAAAAACAUAAUUAAUGUUCAUUUUUUAAAUUAAAGAUUUGUAAUGAAUCACUUAAAUUUUUUGGUGCUAGUGCGUACGGGUCACGGGGCCCGGCUGGUGUUAGACACAAGUAGGGGGGGGACAAGGAAAAAAGGUUGGGAACCACUGCUCUAUGUGGACCGCGUGGAAGCGGAAGUCACUGACCCGUUUCCACACAGGUCUCACCAAUGUUAACGGGCUGAAUGUCCAUUUUGUUUCGCCUAAAGUCUAUAAUUAGCUCCUUUGUUUUGGAUGUGUUCAGGAGUUAUUUUCUUUACAACACGCAGUCAGCUGUUGCACGUCAUCGCGGUAUGCGGAUUCAUCACCUCCAGUGACGCAAUGUGAUGUAAAUUCUGACAGCUUGAUUAAAUCUACUGAAAUCUGGCUUAUCUCUGAAGUCUUAUUCUUGGUAACGUAGAAGCGCUCAGUUUCAGUCCAGAUAUUCACCUC
Messenger RNA from Cololabis saira (Pacific saury), 9111 nucleotides. RefSeq names its product phosphatidylinositol 4,5-bisphosphate 3-kinase catalytic subunit gamma isoform. The record is from RefSeq and is a predicted model, not a curated record. Gene Ontology annotation, biological process: phosphatidylinositol-mediated signaling; phosphatidylinositol-3-phosphate biosynthetic process; phosphatidylinositol 3-kinase/protein kinase B signal transduction. Gene Ontology annotation, cellular component: phosphatidylinositol 3-kinase complex, class IA; phosphatidylinositol 3-kinase complex, class IB; cytoplasm. Bases 140 to 3568 code for a protein of 1142 amino acids. NCBI's taxonomy places the organism in Eukaryota, Metazoa, Chordata, Actinopteri, Beloniformes, Belonidae. The transcript has 13 exons. Gene Ontology annotation, molecular function: 1-phosphatidylinositol-4-phosphate 3-kinase activity; 1-phosphatidylinositol-3-kinase activity.